AUGGCAGACACACGCAAACGAACACGAGACGAUUACUAUGGUUCUGAUGAUGAUGAACUCAUCUUAGCAGACUCACAAGAUGAUGAUCCCGAGGAAGUUGUUGGAUUUGACACUUUUUUUAACAAAAAACAAUCUACACACAUCGCACCUCUUUUGGAUACUGAAAAUCCAGAUCGACCUCAAUUAUUUAAACCUGUCAAAAAAACAGCCGAUCCAAGUGUCACAUGGGCUAUCCCGGAUACUUGUCUCGAAGUAGAGGAACUUCUCUAUCCAGAUUCACCUGAAGAUUCAAAUCGUUUAUUAGAUGCCAUGGAUAUUGAUGACGAUGAUUUGGAGAACAAUUUUAGAUUUGAAGAUAAAACGGCUUCUGAGACACCAAAAAGAAAUGAGUUUUCCGGACAAACAUUGGGAUUGACACUCAAACCCAUCAAUUCUACUCCAUCAAUUCAACAAAACGAAUACAGCAAACCACCUACCAGCGGUAGUUAUAUCAGAGCUACUUGUCCGCGAACAGGAAAAUCAUUAUACUUCCCUAAGGUUGUACGGGCUACUCGUCGUAGCACUACAGUGGAGAGUAUCAAAAAAAUCACAGGUGCAUCGAAUUUACUGGAAAAACCUAUAUGGAAAAUGAGAGAAAACAUUAGCAGGGAUUAUCAGAUGCGAUUACAACAAUUGGAAAGAGAAGAGAGAGAAGAGAUCGCAGAGGCCUCUCAGAGGUUGAAGAAGAAAAAGAAGAAGGCACAUAGGCUGGACACAUAUGAUUUGUGGGUUGAGAAAUACAAGCCUAGAGGGUUUUUGGAUCUUCUUGGAGAUCAGAGAGUAAACCGUGAGGUUCUGGCGUGGGUUAAGCAGUGGGACUUUUGUGUUUUCAAUCGAAUGCCCCCACAGGAGACUCAAAGAGACAAACUCAUUAAAAAGUACAAAACUACUUUUGGAAACACUCCUCGGUUUGGAAAUAAAAUGAAUGAGACUGAAAAGCCUAAGGAUUCUUUGUUACGUCCAGAGAGAAAGAUUAUGCUGAUAUCGGGCCCUCCUGGUUUUGGAAAAACUACUUUGGCUCAUGUUAUUGGCAAGCACACUGGAUAUAACAUUAUCGAAAUCAACGCAAGUGAUGAUCGUACCGGUGAAGUUGUUCGGUCAAAAAUCAAAUCUGCCCUGGAGAUGCAGGCAAUUAUAAGAACAAAAGAUGCGACGAGUUCAACAGAACAAACCAUGAAGAUGCAACAAAAACCAAACAUGCUGAUCAUUGACGAGAUUGACGGUGCAAGUAGUGGCGGAGGAUCAGAGAGUUUUAUUAAAGAACUUGUUAAUCUUGCUACUACAAGCUUAACAAAAGAUGAAAAUCCGGGAUCGCGAAAAGGGAAAGGAAAGCAAAGUGGACCUUUACUACGUCCUAUUAUCUGUAUUUGCAAUGACCCUUAUGCAGCUGUUCUUCGCCCUCUUCGUGCCAUUGCGCAGAAUGUUGUCUUCAGACCAAUUCCUUCGUUAACUAUUGCAAAGCGUCUGCAGGAGAUUUGUGAAUCCGAAGGCCUACAAAGUGAUCUGAGAACUCUUUGUAUGCUUACGGAUACUACAAAUGGUGAUAUUAGAAGUUGCUUAAACACUCUUCAGUUUAUUCGAGGAAAGAACACCGUAUUUUCGCGCGAUAUGAUGGACAAAUCAGGAUUUGGACAAAAAGACAUGGGAAAGUCUCUUUUUUCAGUCUGGGAAGAUCUUUUUUCUGCACCCACUGGUGCCAAAUUAAGAGCAAAUAGCGAAAUUGAGACUGAACGUUAUAUUGGGCGCAUCAUUAGAUCAGUUGCAACCAAUGGCGAAUACGAAAAGAUCAUGCAAGGUUGCUUUGAGGCCUACCCGAAUAUGCAAUUUCAUGAUGUGGCACUUAAGAAGUGCCUGAAAAUGAGUGAAUGGCUUGAUUUCUAUGAUACUGUGAAUCAUUAUGUCAAUGACCAACAUGAGUAUGGACUGUAUGGGUACAUGGCAUACCCAGCCGUAAAUUUCCACCGCUUUUUUGCCGGGUCAACUGUACAGAAACACCGUGUUGAAUAUCCUCGCAUGGACUAUGAGGCAUUUGUGGCCAAGAAAACAUAUGAAAAUCUUUUCUCCGUUUUCAUGGCUGGAAUCCACCCUAGUCAACAACGGUUCAUGAACAGGAAUAGUGUUAUCAUGGACCUUAUACCUCGACUUAUGCGUAUCAUUUCUCCAGAAAUAAGACCUGUUAAUAAACAGGUUAUCAGACCUGCAGAGAAAAUCGUACUAGCUAAAGUGACGGACAUGAUGAUCGAAUAUGGUUUGACAUUUGUUCAGGACAAGACGGAAGAGGGUCAUCUGGUUUACAAGCUUGACCCACCUGUUGAGCAAAUGAUGAAUUUUGUGGGUGCUUCAUCCAAAAGUGUUUUGCCGAAUAAAUACGCUGUUCGUCAACUAAUCUCCCAAGAGAUUGAAAUUGAGCUUGUGAGACGCCGUACAGAGGCUGCCGAUAUACGUGCAGGUGGGCCUAAGUUACGGAAAAAUUUUAGAACGGUGGAUGCUAGUGCUGUCGUUGAGAAACUGGCAGAAGUUGUAGCUGAAAAGAUUCCUACGGACUUCUUUGGCCGUCCUAUAAUCCCAAAGCAGACCCAAGAGGAUGGAAAUGAAAUGCAAGUCGACGAACCCAAGGUUCCGAUAGUUGCCUACCGUUACCAUGAGGGAUUCUCUAAUGCUGUUAAAAAACCGAUGACAGUACAAAUGUUCUUGUAAAUACCAAUAAUAAUAAUAAUAAUACAGUGUGCGUUAUCAAU
This is a messenger RNA of Phycomyces blakesleeanus NRRL 1555(-), 2777 nucleotides long. RefSeq lists its product as hypothetical. The coding region runs from base 1 to 2736 and encodes 911 amino acids. The record is from RefSeq and is a predicted model, not a curated record. The transcript is spliced from 19 exons. Lineage: Eukaryota; Fungi; Mucoromycota; Mucoromycetes; Mucorales; Phycomycetaceae. Gene Ontology annotation, molecular function: ATP binding; ATP hydrolysis activity.